Aureobasidium namibiae CBS 147.97 is the source of this 1092-nucleotide messenger RNA. RefSeq lists its product as uncharacterized. The record is from RefSeq and is a predicted model, not a curated record. The annotation marks the transcript as partial. The transcript is spliced from 3 exons. Lineage: Eukaryota; Fungi; Ascomycota; Dothideomycetes; Dothideales; Saccotheciaceae.
CUCGUCCGCGCCGGCAUCCGAAGCGUUUCCGGGGCGGUAGGGUUGGCAUCUGAAAGUAUCAAGGCGCGCAAAGCAGACCGUCAGAGUCCAGAGAAAGAUACGCCAGCUACCGCUACACGUUCGGACAGUGCACAAGCAGUCGAAGAUGUGCCUUCGACGCAACGAGGAGACGAAGCUGGAGAUGAUCUGCAGAAUGAGUGGGAUCUGGACGACGCCCAAGACGAAAUCGCCGGACAACACGGUCAAGGUGCAGUCGAUGCAAACCCCGAACGCACUUUCCUAGAGAAACAUGGCCGUCAACCUAGCUCUAACGUCGCUGGCCGGCUCGAACUUCCAGUCGUGAUUCCACAGCGUCGACCAAAGGACCGCUCACGAGGUUUCAUUCGAGCGUACGCGCCGGUACUACAGAGUGCAGGCAUUGACCAGCCUACCUGGCUCGACUUUCUCGACACCCUGCAGAAAUCGAGUGCUGCUGAUCCUUGGCUGAACGCCAUCAACUUUGCCUCCAUUGGCACAAUGUUUAUGCCUCACGUUAUUGGCUUUGCCGUGUCGUAUGCGAUUCAGCAAGCCACCAACAUCGCUAUUGAGAUGCAAGCUCGGUUCAGAACAAGUACAGCCUUGCGCAAACUUAACGAGGAGUUCUUCCAGCCUCGCGGAUUGUACUGCCUGAUCAUGACAUGGAAUCCCGACUCAAGAAACAGGGUGGAGCAAGUCAAUAUCAACGAGACUGUCGCAGCCAUGAAGCAAGAAACCAAGGGUGUUGCAAAAGUCGGUGAUAAGUUCAGAUCAUCUGACGGAACUACAUACGGCGAGUUGGCAUUCCCUGAAGUGGCACCACUCAUCUUUCCCACUCUGGAUGAACUGGCAGCACAAACCGGACCCGAUGCAGCAAAGAAGAAGAGUAACGUGGCGAAAGGUAUGACCUUUGUUGCAAACUAUUGGGACAAGAGAGCCACUGCAGAAUACUCCAUGCAAAAUCCCAACAGUGUGCUGGCGCAGGUCCCUCAAGGCGAGUUCAAUUCUCGAUACGCAGACCCUAAUCACGCGGCAGCCAGUGGAUCGCUAAUCUCCUUUGUUUCUGGAGGUAAACUA